AUGGUGCAGCCUCAACCAGCCACUCAGGGUCUGCAGGUGACCAUGGUGCAGCAUCAACUAGCCACUCAGGGUCUGCAGGUGACCAUGGUGCAGCCUCAACCAGCCACUCAGGGUCUGCAGGUGACCAUGGUGCAGCCUCAACCAGCCACUCAGGGUCUGCAGGUGACCAUGGUGCAGCAUCAACUAGCCACUCAGGGUCUGCAGGUGACCAUGGUGCAGCAUCAACUAGCCACUCAGGGUCUGCAGGUGACCAUGGUGCAGCAUCAACUAGCCACUCAGGGUCUGCAGGUGACCAUGGUGCAGCAUCAACUAGCCACUCAGGGUCUGCAGGUGACCAUGGUGCACAAUCAACUAGCCACUCAGGGUCUGCAGGUGACCAUGGUGCAGCCUCAGCCAGCCACUCAGGGUCUGCAGGUGACCAUGGUGCAGCAUCAACUAGCCACUCAGGGUCUGCAGGUGACCAUGGUGCAGCAUCAACUAGCCACUCAGGGUCUGCAGGUGACCAUGGUGCAGCAUCAACUAGCCACUCAGGGUCUGCAGGUGACCAUGGUGCAGCCUCCACCAGCCAACCAACACUGGCAGAGGGAGGCAACAGGAGGCAAGCGUGACGGCUCCAUGAGCAGGAAGAUGAGCUCCGGGCUACUACAGCGUGGUGGUGAUCUCUCCAUGAUCACAGUAGAGGAGGUGGAGUCAUCAGUCUCCUUGCCUUCUUGA
Molecule: messenger RNA, 714 nt
Organism: Knipowitschia caucasica
Lineage: Eukaryota; Metazoa; Chordata; Actinopteri; Gobiiformes; Gobiidae
Source: the annotation of a GenBank genome assembly